GUCCCUCCCUGUUCCCCGCAGAGCCACCUCCUUUCUUUCCCUGCGGUCUCCUAGGGCCCUCGCUCCGGUAACAGACACACCCUAAAUCUGGACCACACCUCCUGGUAGCAGUCUAUAGAAAAGGACAAGGAAAAAGGAAGCUUUUGCUUCUUUGCCUGCACGCUUCUGAACAGACAAAUGCGUGUCACGAAAUAGAUGCCCUGCAGCUGUCUCCCGGGAACCUUAGAAGUCUUCUGUGAAAACAACACUGCCCUCUGGAGGCAAGGCGGACCUUGUCCCCGCGGUCGAAAUAGACCACCCUCUCCAGGAUCAGCAGACUACGCCUGGAAACACGAACUGGUAUAAACAGCUAAAGACCCACGUGAGACCCAAAGGAUGGACUUUAACAUGGGUACUGGAGCAGCAGCUUAUGCUGAAAGACCAGGUAUGAUCGCCUCACUCUCACUCUUAUUUAAGAAAGGCUUUGCUCAUCUCUUCCCUCAGUACAGAAGAGGGCACACGGAAGGAGACUGCCUCCCCCUCGGGGGCCCAGCCAACGAUUCUUUCAGUAGAUGGCUAAUUCCUGUUAAACACAAUGUCUUCGAAAUUUUAAAAAGCAAUGAGAGUCAGCUAUGUGAAGUCCUCCAGAAUAAGUUUGGGUGUAGCUCUACCCUGAGCUGUCCAGUUCCAGCAGGAAACAGCGCUCCUGCUCAACAGGUCUUCAGAAGGAGGCUGAUCCCCGGGAUAGAGCUAUCUGUCUGGAAGGAUGACCUCACCAGACACGCUGUUGAUGCUGUGGUGAACGCAGCCAAUGAAGAGCUUUCACAUGGAAGUGGCCUGGCCGGGAGCCUGGUGAGAGCUGGUGGUUUGGAAAUCCAAAAAGAGAGCAGACGCCUUGUUGACACCUAUGGUAAAGUUCCAACCGGUAAAAUAGCUGUCACUAAAGCAGGAACGCUUCCUUGCCAUCAGAUUAUCCAUGCCGUUGGACCUCGGUGGACAUCAUGGAAUGACAAGACGACAGCUGUUGGGUUGCUGAGACUUGCCAUUAAAAGCAUUCUAGACUAUGUCUGCAUAGAAAACAUGUACAUUAAGACAGUAGCAAUUCCAGCCCUGAGCUCCGGAAUUUUCCAGUUUCCUCUUAACUUGUGCACACAAACAAUUUUAGAAACUAUCCAGUUAUAUCUCCAAAAGAAGCAACCGAUCAGUGAUUUGAAAGAGAUUCAUCUGGUUAGCAAUGAGGACCGCACUGUUGCUUCCUUUAAAGAUGCAGCAGAACGCAUCCUGGGGAAGGAUGAGCUGAGCCUCGGGAUGAGUCCAGGAACUACCCCUUCUUCCAGUGUAGAAAGCAUCCUGGGGAAGAAGGAACUGAGUCCCUGGGAGAGUUCAGGAACUACCCCUUCUUCCAAUAUGACACUUCAAGUUGGCCCGGGCCUGACUCUCCAGAUUGUCCAAGGCUUCAUUGAACUGCAAACAACAGAGGUAAUUGUCAAUUCUGUAUUCAAGUAUGAUCUUAAAAAUGGACGUGUGUCACAGUCAAUUCUUAGACAAGCAGGACCUGAAAUGGAAUGGGAACUUGACACGGCUAAACUGUCUUCAGAUUACCAGACGGUACUGGUCACAAAAGGACUUAAAUUGUUGUGUCAGUAUGUGUUCCAUGUGGUAUGGCAACACGAUAACAAAGACCAAAUAUUGAAAGAUGCAAUGAAGAGUUGUCUGAAAAUAUGCCUUCAACUGUACAUAAAUUCCAUUUCGUUUCCUGCCCUCGGGACAGGAGGGAUUGGUAUAAAGGGCAGUUCAGCAGCUAGGGUAAUGUUAGAUGAAAUUUUAACAUUUGCUAAAGAGUACCCGAAGAAAUCACUGACUGUAAGGAUUGUGAUAUUUCCAGCAGAUAAGGAGACAUACAAGGCUUUUUGUGAUGAAAUGAUGAAGAGGUCCAGUGAGCUGAGUCUCAGCAGUAGCAGUGUCGCUUCAGUCCCACAGCGGAUCAGAGGGGAGCAGAGACAUGGACUUGAAGCUGGAUCCCCUGCCAUCAGUCUGAUGGGUGUAAAAGUGGAAGAGAUGUGUGAGGCCAAAGAAUGGAUUGAAAGGUUGCUGACUUCCAAGGACUGCCACAUCAUUGAGAACAACCACAUUCUCUACCUUGGGAAAAAAGAGCAUGACAGGCUGUCUCAGCUCCAGACAACCUCAGGAGUCUCCAUCUCAGAGACUGUCAGUCCACAAAAGGCCACUCUGGAGAUUAGGGGUGCCCAGGCUGACCUAAUUGAAGCCGUCAUACAUAUUGAAGGCAUGCUGUGUGAAGUUCAGGAAGAAGUGGCAAGAAAAAAGGGGAAAAGUCUUCGGGGCUUGUUAGGACAGUGGACCAAUCAGCAAGAAAUACUGGAUGAAAUGGAGGAUUUUCACACAUAUCUUCGUUACCCAGUACCUUUAUCUCAGGAACUUGAGGACCGAAAGAGACAGUUUGAGAAGUGUGGCCUGUGGGUUGUGAAGGUGGCACAGAUACAAAAUAGUGUGCUCAAGAAUGCCUUCCAAGAGAAGAAGAAAAUGAUAGAAGGGAGAACACCGAGGGGAUCUGGGAGCCAAAGGUUGUUCCAGCAGGUCCCCUAUCAGUUUUGCAAUGUGGUAUGCAGAGUCGGCUUUCACAGACUGUACACAACACCUUGUGACCCAGUUUAUGGAACCGGCAUAUAUUUCACCAAAAGCCUUAAAAAACUAGCAGACAAAGUCAGGAAAACCUCUAGCACUGAUAAAUUAAUAUAUGUGUUUGAGGCAGAAGUGCUCACAGGCUCUUUUUGUCAGGGUAAUAAUUUAAGUAUAACCCCACCACCACUGAGUCCUGGGGCCUUAGAUGCUCAUGACAGCGUGGUUGACAAUGUUUCCAACCCUGAAACCAUUGUCGUUUUUAGUGGCACGCAGGCGAUGCCCCAGUAUUUGUGGAUUUGUACACAGGAUAGGACAUUGUCACAGCAUCAGAUGUGGGGACAGGAUGACUCAUCAGAACUAGAGAUGGUCUUCUCUCCGCACUCAUGGAGGGAGGUCUCAAAUGGCAGCCCUGUUUAAUCUCUACGUCAUUUUAACAGACAGCAGCCUUUGGGUGAAUUGAAACAAUGAUCAUCGGUGACUUGAAGAGUGGCUUGAAUAUAACAGAUUAUCUGUUCAGAAUGACUGGGUUACUCAAGGCAUCUACCACAUACUAGCAACUUACUGCCUUCUUCACCUCUGGGCUAGGGAUGGACAGAUGUCAACUAAAACUUGCUCUUGACUGUCUCUUCUCCUUGACAUCCUUCAUUUCCUUUCCUAUAGGUAACAGCAAGAAUAUUUUACAUAUAACAAAAGAUGUUUUUUCCUAGUAAGUAACUCAAGCCAAUUAAAAUGAUGAUAGUAUAAAAUAGGACAAUGGAAUGAUUUUAGAUUUUCUAUAUGAUUUUAUAAAGUACUUUGGAAAUUCAAAUAAAUCACCUUUGUCUGAGUAA
Messenger RNA from Microtus ochrogaster (prairie vole), 3449 nucleotides. It is a transcript of the gene Parp9, whose product is annotated as poly(ADP-ribose) polymerase family member 9. Lineage: Eukaryota; Metazoa; Chordata; Mammalia; Rodentia; Cricetidae. Gene Ontology annotation, biological process: negative regulation of gene expression; protein poly-ADP-ribosylation; positive regulation of type II interferon-mediated signaling pathway. Gene Ontology annotation, molecular function: ubiquitin-like protein ligase binding; transcription corepressor activity; NAD+ poly-ADP-ribosyltransferase activity. The record is from RefSeq and is a predicted model, not a curated record. Gene Ontology annotation, cellular component: nucleus; cytoplasm.